AUGGCACUGGCCGAAAGGUCCAGUGCAGAGCUCAGCCGAAGGCGUGGUAGUCUCAAGAGACGUGAUCGGUCCGCGGAAAAGGCAGCCCGAGCCGAAGCUGCAAUAGAACGGAAAACUGUCAACCUGUCAGAUGGCCCCAUGACUGUGGCCGAGCUAGCCGAAGCCAUCGAUGAAAAGCCCGUUCCCGUUAUCAAAUUCUUGAUGACUGACCUGGGUAACGCGAUGAGGUUUGAUGAUGAUGAUGACGAGUUUAUGGAAGAGGACACAGCACUGGCUAGUGGCUUUGCCUUUGAAGAAGAUGAAAACGAGGAGACCUUGAAAAAA
Molecule: messenger RNA, 324 nt
Organism: Seminavis robusta
Lineage: Eukaryota; Bacillariophyta; Bacillariophyceae; Naviculales; Naviculaceae
Source: the annotation of a GenBank genome assembly